Messenger RNA from Scomber scombrus (Atlantic mackerel), 3759 nucleotides. It is a transcript of the gene fkbp9, whose product is annotated as FKBP prolyl isomerase 9. Lineage: Eukaryota; Metazoa; Chordata; Actinopteri; Scombriformes; Scombridae. Gene Ontology annotation, molecular function: peptidyl-prolyl cis-trans isomerase activity; calcium ion binding. The coding region runs from base 82 to 1782 and encodes 566 amino acids. The record is from RefSeq and is a predicted model, not a curated record. The transcript has 10 exons.
GGCAGCGCGCACACAGAUACACACACAUACAGGCCAUACCCACACUUAUCUCCAUCUUUUAGAAGUUUGUCGUUGGUGAAAAUGAUCCAGUGCGUGCGGAUCGUGUUGUAUCUGUCGGUGCUGGUGGCGUACGUCGCCUCCAACGCUCCUGUGGCACCGUUAGACGACAUCUUAAUUGAGAAAACUUUCGUGCCAGAGCAGUGUGUGCGCGCAGUCAAAGAUGGGGAUUAUGUCAGGUAUCAUUACAACGGCAUGUUUCCGGACGGCAAGAAGUUCGACUCAAGUUAUGAUCGUGGCAGCACCUACAACGUGUUUGUUGGCAAGAAACAGCUGAUCCAAGGGAUGGAUAAAGCUCUGGUGGGAAUGUGUGUCAACGAGAGAAGACUGGUAAAAAUCCCACCACACCUCGCUUAUGGGAAACAGGGAUAUGGUAACAUCAUCCCCCCUGACUCCAUUCUCCAUUUUGACGUCCUGCUGCUUGAUGUAUGGAACCCCGAAGAUGGCGUCCAGAGCAACACCUACCAUACCCCUCUGAUCUGCUCCAGAAAGGUGGAGGUUUCUGACUACGUCCGCUACCACUACAACGGCACCCUGCUGGAUGGGACGCUCUUUGAUUCCAGCCACACCCGCAUGCGCACCUAUGACACUUACGUCGGGAUUGGCUGGCUGAUCGCAGGUAUGGAUCAGGGCCUUCUGGGAAUGUGCGUUGGAGAGAGACGCAUCAUCACUAUGCCACCAUCACUUGGAUACGGAGAGAACGGAGACGGUAGCGACAUCCCAGGUCAGGCGUCUUUGGUGUUUGAUGUUGUACUCCUGGACCUCCACAACCCUAGAGAUGGGGUCUCAGUGACCAAUCAGAAGGUGCCUGAGUCCUGCACUAGGAAGACUGUUGCUGGAGACUUUGUGCGUUACCACUAUAAUGGCAGCCUUCUCGAUGGGACGUUUUUUGAUUCCAGCUACUCUCGUAAUCGUACCUAUGACACCUAUGUGGGCCGAGGCUAUGUGAUCGCUGGCAUGGACGAGGGUCUGAUUGGAGUCUGCAUUGGAGAGAGACGCACCAUCACCAUCCCCCCACAUCUCGGCUAUGGAGAGGAGGGCACAGGCACUAAGAUCCCAGGUUCAGCUGUUCUGGUGUUUGACGUUGACAUCAUCGACUUCCACAACCCGGAAGAUAACACUGAGAUCACAGUCACUUACAUGCCAGAUGAGUGUAUUAAGCAAACAAAGAAGGGAGACUUUGUCAAAUAUCACUACAAUGCCUCUUUGAUGGACGACACAUCCAUUGACUCAACGUAUAAUUAUGGAAAGACGUACAACAUCGUCCUGGGAGCCAACCAGGUAGUCCCAGGGAUGGAGGAUGGACUGAUGGACAUGUGUGUGGGAGAAAAGAGACACAUUGUUAUACCUCCUCACCUGGGCUAUGGAGAGAGAGGAGUCACUGACGAAGUUCCAGGGAGUGCUGUGCUUAUUUUCGACAUUGAGCUGGUGGAAAUAGAGGAAGGACUUCCUGAGGGCUACAUGUUCAUCUGGAACGAUGAUGUGUCACCUGACCUCUUCACUGAGAUGGACGCUGACGACAACAAGCAGGUGGAGCCCUCUGAGUUCACUGACUACAUCAUACGGCAGGUGAACGAGGGUAAAGGUCGCCUGGCUCCUGGCUUCGAUCCCUAUCGCAUCAUUGACAACAUGUUCUCCAACCAGGACCGUGAUGGAGAUGGGAAGAUUACAGAGAGCGAGUUUAAACUUAAAGCAGAUGAAUCAGCCUCCCAUGACGAGCUAUGACGGGACUAAAAAUAAAACUCAGAUCAGGGUGUAGGGUGAAGGGUCAGACAGUCAGCGAAAUGGGAGGGGGGUUACAGGGAUACAUACUCUAUGUGGGUGAUAGAGUAGAAGAGGAUGGGUUUGUGAUUGUAAAAUAGCAAGUAUGGAGUUGGAAAUGUGCCAAGAGAGAUGAUGGCCUAAGGACAUCUUAUCCUUAAAGUAUCAAGGUGCUGGAUUUAGUGGCAUCUAGAUGUGAGGUUGCAGAUUAUAGCCAAGCGAAUACCCCCCCCCCCCCCCCCCACCCCCCCCCCCCCCCCCCCACCCCCCCCUUCCAAGCCUGUAGGAGAACCUACUGUGGCAAAAAACUCACAAUAAACAUGAAACUCCCUUUCUAGAGCCAGUGUUUGGUUUGUCUGCUCUGGGCUGUGGCAAGUGAAGCAUGGUGGGCUCUGUGGAAGGGGACCCACUUUCUAUGUAAAUAUAAAGGGCUCAUUCUAAUGUUACGGAAACACAAUUCUUAUUUUCAGGUGAUUAAACAUUAAUUUAAACAUAUUUCUGCCAAGUCCGUUCCGCUAGAUGCCACUAAAUUCUACCCACUGCACCUUUUAAAGGACGAGGCUGAUGAUUUUCUAUAUUUUUCUAAAGUCAAAAAUUCUCGCAAUGAACGGAUCUACUAACAAGUAUUAUGUGUGUAGCCAAAGCCUGAUUUAUUGUAUUCCUCUAUGCCAUAGACCUCCGCUGUUGUCCAAAACCUAUUAAAAACACUGCUAGAUGACAUGUUUCUUUACCUCAGAGAGUACAGCAACAGUAGCUUAUUUAGAAACAGCUCCAAAUAGUAAUAAUAGCAAUCAGGUUUUCAUUCUCCAGAGAGUAGCUCUGUGUACAGCAGACGCCAUUGCUUCACAGUGUUACAUUAUACAUUUCUAAAAGAACUUCAGUAUACAGUCAAGAGGUUGUGAUAUGUAGUACAACAAGCUAGCAAAUUUCUGUGAACUGAACCAUAUUGAUGUGCAUACUCAGUGGUGUCUGCUGCACACAGAACUACUCUCUGCAGACUAAUCGCUGUUAUUAGUCUUUGAAGCCGUUUCUAAUUAAAUUACAGUAAUCACCCUCUUUGGGAUAAAGGAACAUAUCACCCAGUGCAACAGUGUGGGUCAUUAAUGUGUCAUUAUUAGUUUUUGGACGACAAUGGAGGUCUAUGGCACAGAGGAAUACAAUAUCAAUAUAACAUCAGGCUUUCAAUACACGCACAAUACUUGUUAGUAGAUCAGUUCACUCAUUUGUUGACAAUAAGAAAAAUAUAGAAAAUCACCAUCCUUAUCCUUUAAAGAACCAAAUGAAUCUGAGAAGAAAGAUGGAUGAUUUUUGUAUGCAAAGAUUAUUUUGAGAGCUAAAUAUCACCGUAUUUCAGGUCAACGAUGAUAGUGAAUGACUUUUCUUUUUUACCUCGUCUCUCAUCAAGUUGUUUGUCUUGUUUUUCAUUACAUAUUUUUGAAGGGUAUAAAAGCACUCCCGUGUGAAAGAACAAACCAUGGCCUCACUCCACAAUCUCUACAUUCAACACUCCUGCAUCCUUCCUGACUUUCACUGUUGUUACCAUUUUCAUUUCUCUCUGCUGGGUCUUCCAGGAGCAAUGGCUCUAUCAUCACUCACUGUAAUAUAUUGUGAUGAUCGAAAUUGAAAUUGUCUCUGAAGGUUACCACUCAUUUAUUGAUGCAAAUAGGUGAUUAUUUUAAGUGAGAGUUUUAAGUUAGGGUAACAUUUUAUUUACACGGUUUACAGCUAAAACCUUCCACUGUUGUACUUUCAAAUGUCAAGAUGCCUUCUGUGUUUUCUACUGUCAAAAAAAUCCUAAAAUGUAGUUCCAUGGCCUGUUUCACCCGAUUGCAAUCAAGGACUUUGUGCUCGUGUGUGUGCGUGUGUGCAUGUGCGUGUGCGUGCAUGUGUGUAAAUGUGUGUGGGCUCAAAGUUUAAUUUGAUAAAAUGACCUGACCUAAA